Messenger RNA from Suillus bovinus, 1277 nucleotides. RefSeq lists its product as uncharacterized. NCBI's taxonomy places the organism in Eukaryota, Fungi, Basidiomycota, Agaricomycetes, Boletales, Suillaceae. The record is from RefSeq and is a predicted model, not a curated record. The transcript has 6 exons. The coding region runs from base 1 to 867 and encodes 288 amino acids.
AUGAACUUCACGAACAUCAAUGAUCCUGCAGGUAUCAAAGCUCUCCUCGACCGACUGAGAUCGUCACAGGCAUGGCAAGAGAGUAUUGGCGGCCUCGAUGGCGUAGCGGAGAAGCCACCACCGACCUCGACCACGCCUCAGAGUACACCGCCGACUUCAACCACACCUCAGGCUACACCACCCCUCACACAUCCACCCGCCACCACAAACAAUGCGUCUAAACCGUCGUCCUCGGUGGCCGAUUUACUUUCCCAACUUAAUUCAUCCGAACCUAAAAUUCUACCGAGGCCCUCAAAACUCGAACCUUCGACAUCGCGUUUCACUACGCAACAGACUUCCCUACAUCUUUCACAAGCGGCUAGCCACCGCCCCAUUUUUCAACCUCCAGAGGAGUCGGCUCAUCAGUCAGCUCCAAGUACCAAUGGUUUCACACACGGGCAAAACCCCCGCAUGAUGUCAUUUCAGCAGGCAUUGCCCCAUCUCACACAACUGGCAGAAAGCACAGACUUCGUUGCUGCCGUAGCCCAUUUACGAGAAGAGCAGACUGACUUGGAGAGACAGUUGUGGGAAGAGCGACUCGCUAUACAUAGAAAACACGAGAAUAAAGUCAAGGUUACGCAGACCAAGGCCGCUUUGAUUGGCGGAGGUAUAUCCCAAUACGAGGCAGAUAUGCUGAACGACGCUUUUCGCAAAGAGCUGCAAAAGUUUGAUGCAGAACGCGUCCUUUUCGCAUGGGACGGUCUCUUGCAGAAGCAGCAGUCUGCGCUGGAAGGCCUCGGAGUACCAACCAUGUUCGCUUCUGAUUUGCGGGUCGAUAGAGAGAAACAACAAAGAGUAAUACAAGUCUUGGAAGGUAUAAUGGGGUGAGGAUGACGUGUCUAUUCCGUGCCUCGUUAUCAUUGCAGAUACAAAGUGUCUUCAGGCAACCAGCACAAUAAAACUCCCGGGCGCGGGCUAGACUUGCGGCAAGUGCUACCCUGCAGGGAUAAGAGCCGCAGGUAACUUUAUACCGUGACGGACCUUGCGUGCGAAUGUCGGAAGCUGAUUGCGUGUCCAUCGAACGAUGUUCUAGGCCUGGCCAUUCCGGUAAUGAAGAACAUGGCACUUGGGUAUACUAUCGGCGGCGAGCACUGCACGAGAUAGCAUACUCAAGUGACUAACUUCAGGAGACAGAGACGUGAGAGGAACUGAGACGCUGGGGAGGAAGCUUGAGUGGCUUCCAUUUACUUGCAUUCCGGCAUGUCGUACGCGAUAACGAAUCUGAGUUAUCGCAAUUG